Molecule: messenger RNA, 1434 nt
Organism: Drosophila sulfurigaster albostrigata
Lineage: Eukaryota; Metazoa; Arthropoda; Insecta; Diptera; Drosophilidae
Product: putative gustatory receptor 58b
Exons: 2
Coding region: 218-1408 (396 amino acids)
Biological process (GO): sensory perception of taste
Cellular component (GO): membrane
Source: RefSeq, a predicted model, not a curated record
CAUUACGCUGUAAUCGUCUACAAACUUUCCAUUGGUUGCUAGGCUAAGCGCAGUGGGAGACGUUUAGCCAUCAGAUUGCCAUCAAGCCAUAGCGCGCAUUCAUCUAAUUAAAUUUGACCCAAUGACCUGACAAUAGUAAAGGCACUCGAAAGCUCAGUUGACCUAAUGCCAUCGGGGAGUUGUAGCACAUUAAUCAGCCAACUGCCGGAACGCUAACAUGUUGCAUAACAAGCUAGUCCUGUUACUGAAUAUAAGUUAUUACCACAUGGUUAUUUAUGGUUUGAUGCCGACUACACUUCGAACCAGCAAAAACUCCAGACUAAAAAUCUGCAAAGUGUCCUACGUAUACUUGAUAUACAGUUUUUGUAUCACGGUGUGUCUGUUUCUGCAGUUUCGGUAUAUAUUUCCGCCAGACUUCUUCGAGGGCUACAUGAAGAACAAUAUAAUACUGCAGUGGAACAUGAUUGUAAAUGCCGGACUCCGAGUUCUUAUCGUCGUCAGCUGCUAUAGUCUUGUUUGGCUGCGUCGACAGCGGUUGGUUCGCCUAUACCUGGAAUUUCUGUUGUACUGGCGAAUGCAUUGGCGCAUUCUCAGAAGAAUUGCCAGCGAUCAGGCUCUUGACAACAUGCAACUGCAGCUUGCGAAUAUUUUGCUGCGGGAAAUCUAUGUGAAUUAUGCGAUGUUUUGCUGCUCCAUCGUCACACAAUAUAAACUGCUUGGCGGAAAGGAUAUUCUGCAGGUGCUUGUGAAGACAUUUCAAAUGCUGUUGUUAAUGGCGAUUCGGCUGGGCUUCAGUUCACUGCUUCUGCUACUCACACAUCAGUUUAAGAGCGUUCAGUUAGCUCUGCUGGCGAUUCGCCAACGAGUAGGAUCCCGCAGUCUGGAAGAUUUGCGUCGCAUUGCCAACAUUCACACCAAGUGGCUGCAGCUGGCUCGGAAUGCAUUUAGCAUCUAUGACAUGAACAUGGCGACCGUCUUUGCAACCAUGUUUGCCGUCAAUGUGAACGUACUCUAUCAUGCAGUUCAGUAUUCCAACAAUACAAUCAAGUCAGACACGUCUGGCGACAUAUUUGGAAUUGCUCUCAUUGUGACCAAUAUUUGGAAUUCUGCCUUGGUCCUGAACCUAAUCGAGCACACGACUAGCUCUUGCAAUGAUGUCGGACAACUGUUGCGACAGUUUACCGACGAUCGCCGACUAAGUCCAGAAUCACAGCUUGAGUUGGAACUGCUUAUGAAUCGUAUUCGAAACAAUAAGCUCGUCUUUCGAAUUUGCGGCUGUGUAGAUAUGGACAGAGCUGCCGUGCUGAGCUAUAUAUCAUCUGUUUUAAAUAAAGUUAUCAUUCUCAUGCAAUUCGAUUUAAGGCGUAAGCAAGAGCUGACUUUACAACACAUCAAUCAUAAAACGUGAACUUAAUUUUACGUAUACUUAACUUU